UAGAGAAAAGAAACACUCCUGAUUUCACCCAUAUAAUUAAUAUGUUUAAACUUCACAGUGAUUGAACUACUUAUAAAAAUAGAAUAAAAUAGAAUACUCAGACCUCAAAACUAGGGCAGCACAAUCAUAUUUGUAAAAAUACAGAAAGACAGAAAGAAAAGCCCUCCUGCGAUCUGGAAUGAGACCCCAGUCUGUGAACUGUUAAAAGAGAGAUUUUUUCCUAUGUCUGUCUUGGAGGUACUGAACUCUCUCUCAGGAUGAGGACUCUACUCCAAUAUGUGGCGUUUGUGUUUGCUUUAGUCUCGGCUGGAUUUCUGAUUGUAGCCACUUGGACAGACUGUUGGAUGGUGAAUGCCGAUGACUCUUUAGAGGUGAGUUCAAAAUGUCGUGGUCUGUGGUGGGAAUGUGUCACCAAUGCUUUUGAUGGAAUCCGAACAUGUGAUGAAUAUGAUUCAAUCAUGGCGGAACAUCCAUGUAAGCUAAUGACUACCAGGGUCUUUAUAAGCCUAGCUACAUUUUUGGCUGGUUUUGGGUUCAUAUUUCUUCUUCUUGGCCUGCAAUGUAUAAAGUUCUUAAAGGACGAACCAGCCAUCAAGCACAAGAUCUGUUUUGUUGCAGGAGUUACACUUUUAAUAGGAGGUCUGCCAGGCAUGAUUGGCUCAGUGUGGUAUGCCAUUGAUGUUUAUGUGGAGCGUUCCACCCUGGUGUUUAACAAUGUGUUCCUUGGGAUUCAGUAUCAGUUUGGCUGGUCCUGUUGGCUUGGAAUGAUGGGAUCAAUGGGAUGCUUCCUCGGUGGAUCUUUGCUCACAUGCUGCCUGUAUAUAUUCAAAGAUAUGGAUUCAAGAAGAAAUCAGUCUUUGUAUCACUCAUCCAGAACUGCUAAGCUGUAUCCUCAUCCUGGUCCUGGUUCCACAAAAUCAUGGCAGCCAUGUAGAACAACAACAUCAGAAAUGUAUGCAAUGCAUACAAGGGUGUAGAAAGACAAACAGAUGAAUUAUAUCAUUUUUAAGUAAAAAAUAUGCUUCAUACACAAUAAAAUCUAAAUUCAACAAAUAGCAACCUACAACACCUCAGGACAUAAUAUUUAACAUGAUAAAACCAAACUCCACUAAAAAAUAAACCACAUGGUUGGCCAUUUUUGAUACUGUUUCCUUGCUGGUUGGUUCGUUUCAUCACUGGAUUUUGGCUUUGUCGUCGUUUUUCCACCUGAACAUUUCUUGGUAAAAUUUAACAUGUCACAGUGCCAUGUGCAAGCUUUGUUCAUAUUACAUUUUUCCUAAAAGAUAAUGUGGUAUUAUUUUAGUAUAUAUGACAGACACUUUGCAAUGUAAUGGUCCACAUCUCCACAUCAUAUGAUGACAUUGGCUGACUUAAUUACUCACUAUGUCUUUAACAUUGCUAAAUCAUUUGCCUAUUUCAAUCAAGUUGAAAGUGCCAUAAUUAAUGCCAUAAUUCAAAUGAAGAAUGUAUUCUAUUUGAAAAGGCAGUGAUUCAUAUUUACAUUAAAUGUAUCAGAAAGGUGCAACAGGUGAAAAACGCAAGUAAAUAGUAUGCAUUCUUAUAUGUUACAAAGUAGUUUAUUUUCAGUUGUACUCUAUUUACCAUAGAAUGUGGUUAACAUUUUGUUACAGAAAAAUAUGUGUGUAAAAACAGUAUUUAACUUUGCUUUUGUCUGAAGACAGCUUUCUUCAUAAUUGCUCUUGUACAUCAAGUUGCCAGUUAUUUGCAUUAACUUUUGAAUCUACUUUAAAGCUGGAUAUUUAAAUACAUAUACAGUCCUUUCCUUGCAAUCUCU
Protopterus annectens (West African lungfish) is the source of this 1795-nucleotide messenger RNA. RefSeq names its product claudin 16 (gene CLDN16). The transcript has 6 exons. NCBI's taxonomy places the organism in Eukaryota, Metazoa, Chordata, Ceratodontiformes, Protopteridae. Gene Ontology annotation, cellular component: plasma membrane; bicellular tight junction. Gene Ontology annotation, molecular function: structural molecule activity. The record is from RefSeq and is a predicted model, not a curated record. Gene Ontology annotation, biological process: cell adhesion; bicellular tight junction assembly. The coding region runs from base 258 to 977 and encodes 239 amino acids.